Molecule: messenger RNA, 1877 nt
Organism: Zea mays
Lineage: Eukaryota; Viridiplantae; Streptophyta; Magnoliopsida; Poales; Poaceae
Exons: 5
Coding region: 69-1634 (521 amino acids)
Molecular function (GO): oxidoreductase activity, acting on paired donors, with incorporation or reduction of molecular oxygen; heme binding; monooxygenase activity
Source: RefSeq, marked validated
GCAGCUGCUGCUUCCUCCUACAGCUACCCCGUGGACCCACCCACCAAAACCUUGCGAGUUCCGCCGCCAUGGCGACCGGAGCACUGUUACAGCCGUGGAGCUUGCUCGGUUUUCUUGCGGCGCUCGCGGCGCUCUGGUGGGCGUGCCGGGUGCUGCAGUCGACCCUGAUCGUCCCGCGGAGGCUCGGUCGGGCCCUGCGGUCGCAGGGCCUCCGCGGCACGACGUACCGCUUCCCGUUCGGCGACCUCAAGGAGCUCGCGCGGUUGGCCGUGGCUGCCCGGGCCAAGGCCAUGCCGCUCUCGCACGACAUCACGCCGCGCGUGAAUCGCCUCUACUACAACGUCAUCGGGGAACAUGGUAAAGUCUCCGUCACUUGGCUCGGUCCCACGCCAAGGGUGAUCGUGAACGACCCCAAGCUGGUGCGGGAGAUCCUGGCCAACAAGCUUGGUCACUUCCAGAAACGCAAGCACGACGGCAUCGUCAGGCGGCUGGCCAGCGGGCUGGUCAACCACGAGGGCGAGAAAUGGGCUGCGCACCGCAAGCUCAUCAGCCCGGCCUUUCACCUCGAGAAGCUCAAGAAAAUGUUGCCCGCGUUUGCUUCGUGCUCAGACGAGUUGAUAGCUAGAUGGGCGGGUUACGUGGGGUCCGACGGAGCGAGGGAGAUAGAUGUCUGGCCGGAGUUCCAGAACCUCACCGGCGACGUGAUCUCGCGCACGGCCUUCGGCAGCAGCUUCAGCGAGGGGAGGAGGAUUUUCGAGAUACAGUGCGAGCAAGUUCAGAAUCUAGUGAAGUUGAUGAACACACUGUACCUCCCAGGUUUCAGGUUCCUGCCAACGCAGCUAAACAGAAGGCUGAAGGCGAACGCGCGAGAGGUCCAGGCGCUCCUGAGAGGCAUCGUCAGCAAGCGGGAGCGGGCCAUGAAAGAAGGCCGUGCCAACAACGACGACCUGCUGGGCGUGCUGAUGGAGUCCAACAUCGCUGAGACCAGACAGGACGGGAGCUCCGAGCCAGUCAUGACCAUGGACGACAUCAUCGGGGAGCUGAAGCUGUUCUACUUCGCCGGGAUGGAUACCACCGCUGUGCUGCUCACGUGGACGAUGGUCGUCCUGAGCGCGCACCCGGAGUGGCAGGAGCGAGCGAGGGAGGAGGUCCGGCGCGUCUUCGGAAACAACCGGCCGGACCUGGACGGCAUACAGCAGCUGAAAACCGUGACCAUGAUACUGUACGAGGUGCUCAGGCUGUACCCGCCGGUCGUGCAGCUCGAUCGGCAGACGCACAACGAGGUCGAGCUGGGCGGCGUCACGUACCCGCCCGGGGUGCUGCUCUCGCUGCCGAUCGUCUUCGUUCACCACGACAAGGACGUGUGGGGAGAGGACGCCGACGAGUUCAGCCCGGAGAGGUUCAAGGACGGCGUCUCCAGGGCGUCCAAGGACUCGCCGGCGUUCUUCCCGUUCGGCUGGGGUCCACGGAUCUGCGUCGGCCAGAACUUCGCGCUGGUCGAGGCCAAGAUGGCGCUCAGCAGCAUCCUGCAGCACUUCUCGUUCGCCCUCUCGCAGUCCUACACUCACGCGCCGUUCCCGGUGUCCACUCUGCAGCCGGAACACGGGGCGCAUCUCAUGCUCAAGAAACUCUAGUGCCCACAUCUUUUGCUCAAUUUCGACAAGCAUGCUACAACGAACUACCCAACUCUUCCAAGUACUUUGAUACUCCUAUUUGAUAUCUGAUCUUGUGAAAGACGUAGAAAUUUACAUUUAGCCUAUCUCGAGCAGCUUACUUUUUCUCAUCUCUCAUUUGAAACCACACUAUACAAUUACAGACAGUGUUUCUAUAGUAUUUUGCACAGAUAUAUACAGAUAUACUGGUCAUAGCCUUAGGAC